UUGUUUUUUGGUCUAGAAAAGCUAAUCUAACAAGGAGCAUCUUAGAAAAUAUGGUACAGAAAGCUCCACGGAGCCUAUACAAUGAAUGGUAGUUGCUUUUUUUCAUGUUUCAGCUUUGAAAAUACAUUUUCGAGAAUUUUCCCAACAAUUUCUCGGUAAAGGUGAGCCAUGUUUGCAAAGAAAAAAUAUAAAAGAAAUUGAACCAGGAGUCGUGUAGAUGAAGCUACAUAUUAGGGACUCAUCUGUGUAACAAAAUAACACACCUUUGCUUGGUUUUUUGAAAUGGAUAAUUAUGUUUGUGCGUAAGUCCUCGGGCAGCUUAAUAAUGUUUUUACUGCACUACGACAUUAGCAGCAGCUGCAUCAAAGAGCCGCAAAUCUCCGUGAUUAGAGACCCAGGUGAAGCCAGGACAGUGAAGACGUUACCGUUAAGGUCGCGGAUAGUAAUGAAGCGGCAGUUUAGGCUCAGGACGAGGGUUAAUCUCGUUGACAAGACAUGAGGGCAUCGCAAGCAUAGUGCCAAUUCUGGAUACUUCAGCAGGUGGUGAGUUGGUCCACUCACACAUCCGCUGUGUCCUGAACUCACAUUACUGCGCAUUCUGAUUAUUCUUCACCCCUCAAAUCUGCACACAUCGCUUAUGGCACCCAAUUUGGCAUGCGCCCAACCACGUUCUCUGCCCGCAAGGCAACUCUGGGAAGGUACAAAAUUGUUGGGAAUCAGUGGUGGUAAUCACUGAAGCAGGUAGGCAACCGAGGUGAUUUGCGCUGCUAAUCAAGCAAAAUCGCGGCGGCAUCUCGAGACCCAAGUCGGAUUUGGCUUCGGGGGUCGUGGAGCUCCAAGCGUGCGUCAGCUUGUCGCCGCUGGUAAAAUCCGACAAGGUUACGGUGCCCUGCAUACCUGAUUGGGUGGUGGAAGGAACGUGCAGGUUUCGUCUGAACAGACUUUCGCAAUUGUAAGAAGUGUGUGGAAGUAAAGUAUUCGCAGGGUGCAAUUACAAUUGCAAAAGCCCCGGAUGUCGUAUGUUGACUCACGGGAUUGGUGUCUAUCUGAGCAGUCGCUGGAGUUUGUGCCAGGCUUGAGGCUCCUCUUGGUCGGCUGCCCAACGGCAACUUAUUUUGGCUCUUUCUCCCGCUUUGGAGGACGACCAGGUCAUCGCCUCUUCACCAGUCAUCAUUCGCAUUAAUCAAGGCUGCCGGAUUCCCACACUUUGGUCACCUAUCUAGAACCAUGUCCGAUCUCUGAAGUUUAAUCACGACGAAAUGCGUCAAACUUGUGUUGCAAAUUAUAUCUCCCCUGUUUAGUGGUUUUUUUCCCUGCGCUUGUGAGCCAGGCACAUUUAAUUUGUCAAAAUUGCUAUUGAAGACGAGGUUUGCUGCUGCGAUGAAUUUUACGGUAAUGAGUCAAAGCUGCGCCGGGGUGCAGUGAUUGGGCAGAACAUAGAAUGAGAGGUUGUGAAAGGGAGCUUGUUUUCAGAGUUUUCUGACUUAACUCCGAGCAAUCUUUACAGGCUCAGCAGAUUUUCCUGGGCAUUGGUUGAGGUUAGCGAAUAAUCUAAAACGAGCCCGGUACAUCCUUGAGUUUUUUGAGCAGUCGGAAGGGGUCAUGGUGCUAUCUACUGGAAUACGCGAGUGCGCCGCUGCCAUUUGAAAUCUGUGCAAAUUGACUGGAGUGGCGAUUGCAUGUAAGUUAGGAAGUUGAGAAAUGUCCAGAAGCAGCAGUUCUCAGGUGCUGAAUCGUGCAUCGAGCAGGACUAUGGUGUACCGUGGAGGUGCCUCCAUAUUGGAUUCUGAAACAGAGGACAUUUCUCUUAAUUUUUGAUCCAAGGUUGCGGAUACUAGAGAUUUAGAGCCAGGACGCGGCUAUGGCGUAUUACAACGAGCAUGAGCGCUUGCGUCCCUACGCCCCUCGCGACGAAUACGUUUCGCAAGGCCAUGAUGGCCCAGAGUUCACAUUGGGACGAGCACCGCCGUCAAACGACCCAUAUUGGCAACCUCCCUCGUUCAGAACAGCCCCAGAUUAUCAACCCUUCCCCGUUCGUGAAGAAUACCCCCGCGGUGUACCACAUGAAGUGUACCCAAGGACUCUGACUUCUACAACCUUCACUCCUGAUGACAUUCUGGGAGGACCUCUAUUCGACUUUGGACCAUCUCAAGAUCCUGAUUAUGGAAGAGUACCAUCACACAGGAGUUUCGAUUCGGGCCACGACUCUGAAUAUGAUCUGAGACGACCACUACAUGACUUCCCUCAAUCGGACUACGACCGAAGGCCAUCUCAUGACUUCGAUCAUGAGCGCAGACCUCAAUCUCAAUACGCCCCCCGACCUCCAGAAUUUGACAGCAGGUCUCGACCUUACUAUGACCAAGGAUCUCCUCCAAAAUUCGAUCGAGGACCUCCCUCAGAAUUUGAUCUGGGCCAUCAACCUCAGCAUGAGCGUAGUAGACCUGUAGACUUUGACAGAAGGCCUCCUCCUCCAGACUUUGAUAGGAGACAUCCUUCAGCAGACUUUGAUAGAAGGUAUCCUCCUUCAGAAUUUGAUAGAAGGCCUCCUCCUCCGGACUUUGAUAGGAGACAUCCUCCUGCAGACUUUGAUAGCAGAUAUCCUCCUUCAGAAUAUGAUAGAAGACCUUUCCCUCCGGAAUUUGAUAGAAGACCUCCCCCUCCAGAAUUUGAUAGAAGACCUCCUCCCGAGUUUGAUAGAAGACCUCCCCCUCCAGAAUUUGAUAGAAGACCUCCUCCCGAGUUUGAUAGAAGAUCUCCCCCUCCAGAAUUUGAUAGAAGGCCUCCUCCAGAAUUUGAUAGAAGAUAUCCUCCUUCAGAUUUUGACAAUAGAUCUCUUCAUGGACAUGACCAUAGACCUCAUGAUAUUGAUAGAAGGCCUGAGCCUCACUACGGUCAAAGACCUCCUGAAGUUGAGCACAGACCUCCUCCUCCUCCUGAAGUUGAGCACAGGCCUCCUCCUGAAGUUGAGCAUAGACCUCUUCCUGAGGUUGUCCUUACACCCCCUCCUGAAGUCGAGCAAAGGCAUGUAUCUGCCGAGGUUCCCAGUGAUGCAGGAUUCCAACCUCCUCUCCCUUACGAACCUGAGCAACAUUUAAACCUGCCAGAGUCACCGAAACGACCUGCGUCACCACCACCACCAGUAGUUAUCUAUCCCCCGGCACCAGUGGUUGCAUGCCCUCCACAGGAAUUCGCGACGGAAAGGGCGAUUUCACCACCCCAUCCUCCCGCUGAUGAUGUCGGUCCCCAAUUUCCUCCGAUGCCGUAUGAACCUGACGCUGCUCCUCAGCCUCAGGUAGAAACCUCUCGUGACAUCCCCCAUGAGCAUCGGCCUCCUGACGUAGUGCCUCAGUUUGUGCCUCCCAUGCCUUACGAGCCUGAGGGGCGUUCGCCCAUGCAUCAUCACCACGAUGAAUAUCCUGAUGGGUAUCCUCCACAUAUGGAUCUCGAAAGCCGGGGAGUAGAAGGCGCUGUUCCUUACCCAAUGGAAGGUGGACCUCCUCCGUUGCAUCAAGACGCUUACUACGGUCAAGUCACGGAUCAUGGACAUGUGAAGAAGAGGCACUUCCAAGCUUGCAAAGACUACUGGGCAGCGUUCCUCUUCUUCUUGCAUUUCUGGGCUGUGGUUGGUGUGUGCAUAUACCUCGGAGUGAGAGGACUGAUAAAAUCGAACCAAAAUGAAGAACUGCUCCGUGCAUAUGCUCUAGCUCCUUCACCUACGCCCCUAAACUCAGAGAGUCUUUACAAUAUCAAACAUUGGGCGCCACAGCUUGCCGCUGCAACAGGCGCAGGAUGGUGGUUUGCAUUUAUCUGGCAAUCGCUCAUCCGUGCGCAUCCGCUGCCCAUGAUCAAGAUCUGCCUGUGUUUAGGUGCUGUGUCCACUGGACUGUUGGGAAUCAUACUACUUUCCACAGGAACCGCCAAAGGCCUUAUUGGUCUCCUUUUCGUGGCAUUUGCACUUUUCCAGGGACUUUAUGUGCACCUCGUCAGGCACCGGAUGGAGUUUGCAGGAAUCAUGCUCAGAAGAGCACUCUUGACCGUGCACGAAUACAAAAGUCUUUACGUAAUCUCAAUGUGGACAGUGUUCUUGGCAAUGUUUUGGCUUGCCAUAUGGAUAUUCGGGGUAUCCGGAGCGUUGAGCUUCCAACAUGGCGGAUACUAUGUUGCUUUGCUGGUUAUUAGUCUAGCAUGGUCCAUGGAGGUUCUUCGCAACACCGUCAACGUCACUGUUGCAAGUGUUAUAGGCACUUACUACUACGAGAUGGGCAACAUGCCACAUCUCCCAGUGUUGAGAUCAUACCAACGGGCAUGGACUCUUUCUUUCGGAAGCGUCUGCCUCGGAUCAAUAUUUGUGACUCCAGUGACCACUCUUCAUGCCAUUGCGAAGCGCUUGGCUAAUGAGCAAGGCGCAAACGAGUUCUUGUUCUCAUGCGUGAAUUGUUUCCUUGGAGUACUGGAGUUUUUCAUCAAACAUUUCAACAAAUGGGCUUUCGUGGGGGUGGGUUUGCAUGGGAAGAGUUUUGUGAGGUCGGCAAAGGAGACGUGGAUCCUGUUCAAGGAACAAGAAACCAUGUUGCUAGUCAAUGACGAUUUAAGCGGCGCAGUGCUCUUGACUGGUUGCAUAAUUGGAGGAGUUGUGACAGCUCUAGUUGGUGGCUGUUGGACUUUUGCAACACACCGUAAUCUCACUGUUGGUGUCUCUAUUGUCUCGUUUCUCCUCGGUUUCUUUGUGACAUACUUGACAAUGGUUGUCUCAGAGAGUGCGGUGGCUGCAUAUUUUGUAUGUUUUUCUGAGGACCCUCGUGUACUUGCAAAGCACGAUCCAGCCCUGGCCCAAUACAUGACUCGCCGCAAUGAUCAACUCAAACAGGAAUUAGAAGAUUAAUAAAAAUGAAAACCGUAACAAUGUCAAAGAUAUCCACUUCCUUGUCUCCCAAGGCUUGUAUCAUGGAGGCAAUAUUUUGGGUUUGUUUCGUCUUAUUUAUAGAAACUCCCAGCAGAUUUCUUCUCUCAGUGAUUUCUCGAAAUCCACAGCUAAAAGUAGUAAUGUCGCAGGCAUGGUGUUUGUAUCUGAAUGGAGGAUGGCCCUGAUUGGGAGGGUGACUAUCCUUCAUUCUCCAUUCUACUAGAGAUUAGUUCCUGUUUUUUUCUCUGUUUUCUUUUUUCUUUUUCUCCUUCUCUUCUUUGCGCAGAGAUACCGUUUACGCCCCGUCUGUAAAUUACGUGAGUGUGAAUACGGCAGAGAGAUUGGGGCUGAUAUGUAGUGCGAGACUAGAGAUUCUUGAUAAAAAUUUGGCGGGGAACCUGGAGCAGAGUUGUAGCCAUUGGCCACAAUAAAUUUUAUUUCUGGUAUUAAUAAAAACUACGAUGUUCAUUGCUAGAAA
Molecule: messenger RNA, 5381 nt
Organism: Physcomitrium patens
Lineage: Eukaryota; Viridiplantae; Streptophyta; Bryopsida; Funariales; Funariaceae
Source: RefSeq, a predicted model, not a curated record